This is a messenger RNA of Histoplasma mississippiense, 1605 nucleotides long. RefSeq lists its product with no specific name. Lineage: Eukaryota; Fungi; Ascomycota; Eurotiomycetes; Onygenales; Ajellomycetaceae. Bases 1 to 1605 code for a protein of 534 amino acids. The record is from RefSeq and is a predicted model, not a curated record. The transcript is spliced from 9 exons.
AUGAAACUCACCUCCCUAUCCAUCUUUUCUCUCCUCGCAACGCCGAUCCUCGCCAUAAACGGCCGAUGCGAUGCGGGAUCCGAAUGGGGCUCGCGCCCAGACUGCAUCUGCAUCGACCACAAUGAGUGCACGAACAGGUGGAAGGGCCACGCCGUCCAAGGCUCCCCGGGUAAUUGGCCUUGUCCAUGGGACGGCGGGAAUGUUUGGGGUUGCAUGGUUGGCCACCCGUGUGUGACACAUGAUUCUUAUUGCGGGUGGAGGAGCGUUUGCACGGGAACCGGCCGGUAUUCGGGGAUCGUGUUGCCUGUGUACCCACUGACCCUUGCCUUCAACCCAUUUGACCUUAUUGUUGGAGACAGACAAGCCAUUGUCAUAGAAGAAGUUACAUACCAUCAAGAUAUCAUCUUGCCUAUGCCAGGAUACCAUAGGGACGACCCCGCGCGAUUGCGCCUUCUCUUGGGUAACGAAUCCGAGCCGGAGUUGUACCUCACGGAGUCGGGAAUAGAAAGUUUCGAAUUGUGCCUGGCGGCCAGACGAAGGCAUAAUAAAGAGAGAAGAGAUUCACGUAUCAAAUAUGUGAAUGAUGUCUACAGAGUAAAUUCCACAGAGUUAUCCGGCCAAUCCAAGGAUUUCUUGGCCGUCGAUCUCUCAGAUAAGACGUCAGGAACCAGCGUUGUAUUCCUCCUGCAGUCACUAGCUGCCACCCAGGAACGAAUCACCGCGGUUGCUGCAAAUCCGGAUGGGGUUGUUGCCCGACAGAGUGUUGCCCGCCGGGCACGAAUUGCUGCAGAGGAGGCGGCUGCGUCUAUCCAGGAGGCCGAUGUUGCGGUGGCGGAUCUUCAUGCCCACCUGGCUCAAUUUGUUAUCAGGCCGCUGGGACUUGGAAAUGCCGAAAACCUUGCCCGCAUUCUGGAAUUGACGACGACAACAACAACAACAACCAAAACGGUGCCGCCAGGAGGGGAGCCGUCAGGAUUCAGCUGCACCCCAAUGACCGUGACAAACUCUCUUGGAGAUUCGCUCGAACUUGGGGAUAACUGCGCGUUAAGAUACUUCCAUGCCAAAACAGCCACCUCUUCCGAAGCGGCCAGAGCGCUGCGUAUAAGACAAGGCGACUGCCCACCAACUCGGACAACUUCGACAGUCUAUGCAACUGAAGGCGCUGGCGGCUUCAUGACAGUCACUGCGACAGUCACAGGAAGCAACUCCGCCCCGCCUGGCUUCUCGUGCACCCCCAUGACCGUGACGAAUGCGGCGGGUGAUGAGCUAGUCAUGGACGAUAAGUGUGCCACACAACUGGCCACAGCGGCGCCAAAAGGAGCAUCCCAACCGGGCACCGCUGGGAGAGGCGAUAUCUUCGUGGCGACGCGUUAUGCUGUUUUGGGAAGCAUUGCUGCUCUUCUGAUAGGCCUCUUUCUGUUGAUAGAUAAAUUACUAGUAUUGCACCAACAAACUUCUGCUUGUGUCUCGCAGCCCGGAUUUGCGAUGUACUGGAUGCUAGGGGAUCCAAUCUGGGUGGAGAUUGAACAAGGCGGAUGUCCACUAGUUAUUGGCUUCAGGGAGAUUGGGAGCAUUGGAUGGAUAUCCGGCUCCGCUCCACAUUAG